GCGGGCGGCGCUUGGUUUUCCCGGAUAUUUCGCAAUGUUGUAUUGCGUGGCGUCGCGUCUGGAAAAUACAACAACGAUCGUGUGGUCGAUCAACAGUCAUUGUCGUUCACGUAUAAAAGAUGCGCUAACCGUAGUUUCGGCCACCCAUUCUGACUGUGAGAUCGUUACACAUGUAGGCUUGUCAACCACCUUCCUUUAGCUUUUUCUCCCGAGCCUGUUUGGUCGAACUGAAAAAAAAAUGAGUGACGCGGUCCUGGUAGCAAGAAGAGGUAGCGAUGGCUACGUGGAAAAUCAUCCCCACCCAACCAACCAUCCAUACACCAACCCUACCUCCAAGCAUCGUCCCUAUUAUCAGUCGGCGCUAGACAGCGACAGGAAUCAGGAGUGGAGGCCAGGGGACGAGACGUAUCAUCAGGGGAGCCUGGAAAGGCCCACGCCCGCCCCGGGACCCGGGAGUGGGGCUCGUGGCUCCCUUGUUGGUGGGGUGAACGGUGGUGGUGGUUGGGAGUUGGCUGGGGUUGAUGGAAGGGGCGUGGCAUCAAAAGAGAGGGCGGAUGAUCAGUCUGCAAAAUGGGAUGGUUUAGCGGCAGAUGGCGUUUGUGGAGCUGGUAGGAAAAUACAACUUCUCGAACCAAAUUCUGAGUCUGUUAUAAAGGGAGAUAUGCAAAAAGUUCCUGUCAAGCAAAAAGACUUUUUGAAGGUUGUUGGCCGGGUUCAUAGACAUUUAUCGGAUGGCUCAACCUCAACAUGCUCAUCAUCAGAUUCUGAUUCAGAGGUAAAGGAGCUGUAUAAAGAGAACGCCAGUCUACGUCUCCGUGUUAGAGCCAUUGAAACCAUCAAUGGAGCAUUUGAGAAAACCAAGAAAGAACUAGAGACAGAAAAAGCCAAAAAUGCAAAGUUGGACAUAGCUGUUACAAAUUUACAGGCCCGGCUUUACAAAUUUGGUUGUGAUUCGUCAGUCGACCUGCCCAAAGAUGACAUUUUCAUUCCCGGUCGCGACCGCGCUUUUGUCAAUAGCUUGAUCAGCGAGAAUGGGAAAUUGCUGAAAGAGUUGAACGAGUUGAAGAAAAGUGGUGAAGUAGAUGAGGCAACAAAAGAUCUACAGCAACAAUUACGUGAGGCAAAGGAGCAGCUCAGAAUCGGAGAACUUAAAAUCCUAGACCUAGAAGCCUUAGUCAGGUCCUCCGAGGAUGUCAAAACAGCCAAGAUUGUGCAUCUUGAAGAUACCUGCCAGCGCAGCCAUAAGGAGCUCCAAGACGUCGAGGAGAUGUGCAGGGUGCUCACGUCAGAGACCAAGAAACUCCAAGCCGAGUUGGCUGCAUCGCAACUCCAACUGGAAAGCAGCUGUAAGGAGCUCGCCGACUGGAAAGAAAAGGCUCAGAAUCUGGACACCAAAGUCUUGAAUGUGUCUUUGCAGAAGAUGGCCUUUCACAAAGAGAGCAACCUGAGCGUGGCUGACCAACUCAAGAUAGCCGAAGGUCAGGUAGAGCAACUGGAGAAGGAGAGCUCUCGUCUGACUGACCAACUCCGCGAGGUGAUCGGCAUGAACACGCGAUGGCAGCGCUACAACGAGCAGCGCGAGACCCACGUCCUGAAACUGACCAAGACCAACCAGCACCAGCAGUCCAAGAUCACCGUCCUCGAGCAGCAGAAGCGAGACUUGGAGCAGACCAUCAACGGUCUCAACGUCAUGCUGCAGAAGCUAAAGGAGGAGCAACGUAAGAACACCGAUGCGGCCAUCUUGGCUCUCGAGCACCAGGUCUCGCGGCGGGAGGAUCGCAUCUCUGAGAUGGCUGAGGAGUUGUCGGCACUCAAGAUGUACCUGCAGAGCAAUGAGGAUGCAACAGAGACAAGACAGAGACCGGAGGACCGGGAAAGGAUCCAGAUACUUGAACAACAGUUAAAAGCUUACAAGGACGAUUUUCAGCAGGAGCGAAGGGACAGAGAACGUGUACAGUCCAACAACGAAGUCCUGAAGCACAGACUACAGGACGCUACAAGAAAGAUUGCAGGCUUUGAACAACAAAACGCUCGCGUGACACCAAAUUUCACAACAAAUAUUGCUGGUUACCAGCCACAACGGAGGUUAAUUGCCCGGGGUAUUUCAAGACCCAGCUAUGCUUCUGAUGAGGAAGCUUAUCGCGUAUCGGACCUUGAAAUCGAUGCUCAUGAUGAGACUGACGGCCCCAGUUCAAGCACAGAACCGCUGCAGUGCCCACGCUGUGCGCAGGAGUUCACUGUGGAAAAUCACUCCAUAUUCAUGAGGCAUGUUGGAGUCUGCCUAGACCAGUAGCGAUGAUGUCGAUGGCCACAUUCGUAAAGUAUUCUUUACACUUAAUAAACGGCAAAGAUAAAAACUGAAAUGUUGAUCGUUUCAGAUUUUGGACAACAUCGUCUUUCUUUUUGGGAGUUGCAUAAAACAAUCAGAACUGCUUGAAUUUGAAAAAAUGAGACAUCUUCUAUGUUUGAGAUAACGUUUGCAGGAAUUUUUGUUUUACAUACGUGGUUUAAGAGGCAGAAAUUUUAUGCCCUAAAAAGAAGUCAAAAUUCAUUUAAUGUGAAAGAUUACCUGCAAAGGACCAAAAAAAAAAAACACCUUUAAAAAAGAAGAAAGAAACAUGUUAAUCUAAUUUUGAAAGACAGUUGUCCAAAGUUUCAUUUGUUGGAUUUGAUUCACGAAAAAUUUUAAAAGAAAACUGGUGUCGUAAUGCAAAGAGAACAACUCUUGCAUUGAAUCCAGAUUAAUAAGAAACUUCAUUUAUUUGGCUUAUGUUGGAGAAUUUUAUGGAAAGCCCAUUUUGAAACAAAAUUUUUUGGCGACCAUUCCUAAAAAAAAAUGAAAAAGAUAAGAGCCAGUUUAUAUAAGCGGUAAAGAAUACUUAACGACUGUGGCCGUUUAGGGGGUUAUUAUUUUGCCUUUUUUUUUAUUGGCAAUAUUUUAUUAAAAAACUGCUUUUUGAGGGAUUUAUUAGACAUGUUUAUUAGAGUGGUGGUUUGUAGAACUGACAUUUUCAGUUUUACAAAUUGGUCCACUCCUUUUGUAUUGCAAGUGUAAUAGAGUGAAAUUACAUUCUGUCACACUUGCAAGAUUAUAAGAUGCUGCAGGAGAAAAAUGAUGAAGACAUGUCCUUGAACUUAACAACACAGAAAGAAACAGAAAAGACUGCCUCUUACUAGUCUUAGAGAUGAAGACUGCAUGUGUCUUAAAACAGUGAGCAUUAGUCAGAUUUAUUUGGUCCGAUUUAAAAAGUAAAAUCAACUUGAAGUUUAAUCAGGACCUAGUUUACAUUUGCCAAAGAAAAAAAAAAGGAGUUUCUAUUUCCAUGUUUCUGUAGUUUAAGUUUAUGCCAAGAAAACGCUUUAUGCUUUAAACGGCAUUCAACUUGAAAUGACAAUUUUGUUCAUGGUUAUGAGUACAAGUUCGCAAGAGAGUUUUGAAUCUAACCUUAGUACAAUUUACCGUUUAUUUGACAUAUUUCAAGUUAAUGUAUUUCAUGAGAGAUUUAGAAUUGGAUUGAUAGAUUCACUUUUUUGUCCACUCCUAUCUUAGUUUGUUUUUUGGAGUUCUAUAUUUAUCACUCAUAUUAUCACUCAUAUUUUAUUGCAACUUGGCAAGCUUUUCCCUGCGCACCCGACGCACAGAGCUAUUGCUGAUUAAACCAAAGUUGAUUAUCGAGGAAAUAUUUCGCUCAAAAUAAAGAUGACUGUCUGCGCAGAAUUUCACAAAUUGUCAGUUCAAACAAAAAGUGGCCACACUUAACACAACCAACAGGCAUGAAAACUUCUCAUUAUAUCCCAAUUCACGUGUGCAAUUUAUAGAGUUGGUGAUGCCAAAAUCCAAAUGGUUUAUUUUUGUAUGGUUUUGAUAAUUAAGCACAAUGUACAGAUUACAAAAAGUUGUGUAUAAUGCGCUUUUUUGGCACCAUUUUUGCUGAUGCUGUCAAUACAAUCCGCGCCUGAAUGUAAGAAACAAACUUUGAGAAUGCUUGGUGGCGUGAUAGGGAAAAAGACUGUGUGGUUGCUUUAGAAAAAUAGACAAUCGCUGCUUACUUGUGGUGUGUGUGUAAAACUUAACAGCAUUUUGAAAAAAUAUUUAGUCAUCGUUUUACAUUAUAGAAUUCUUAAGUAGAAUAGUCACAAAAUAGAACAUAAAUGUGUAUGAUCUAUAAUAACAUGGAUUAUUGGGAAUUACAAAAUUACUCAGCUCAUUCUAAGUAUUCAGACUCAACUUUGUUAGAAAUAGUUCUUUUUUUCCCUCCGGUUUUGCUCCUUGGAAUUACAUGUAUUUAGCUUUGAAAAAUGUAUCAUGUACAAGUUAUAGUUUAUGUUAUCUUGAAGUUGGUUUUGAAUUGUUCUUCAACUCACUCAAAAUUGUAAUUGGCACUAUUGUUACAAAAUAACUAGAGUAAUUGUUCUUUUUUCAACAUAUUAGUUUACAUUUAUGCCAUAAAGGGAUGAUAUUAGCUAAAACAUUAUUUUAAAAAUGUGACAAUAAAGUAUUGUUAAAGAGUAAAUCAAAUCAAA
Patiria miniata (bat star) is the source of this 4524-nucleotide messenger RNA. RefSeq names its product TNFAIP3-interacting protein 2-like. NCBI's taxonomy places the organism in Eukaryota, Metazoa, Echinodermata, Asteroidea, Valvatida, Asterinidae. The record is from RefSeq and is a predicted model, not a curated record. The transcript has 6 exons. Gene Ontology annotation, biological process: mitotic cytokinesis; regulation of phosphatidylinositol 3-kinase/protein kinase B signal transduction. The coding region runs from base 239 to 2293 and encodes 684 amino acids.